This is a messenger RNA of Magnolia sinica, 2923 nucleotides long. RefSeq names its product ABC transporter B family member 25, mitochondrial-like. Gene Ontology annotation, molecular function: ATP binding; ATP hydrolysis activity; ABC-type transporter activity. Bases 284 to 2596 code for a protein of 770 amino acids. Gene Ontology annotation, biological process: intracellular iron ion homeostasis; transmembrane transport. The record is from RefSeq and is a predicted model, not a curated record. The transcript is spliced from 20 exons. Gene Ontology annotation, cellular component: mitochondrial inner membrane. NCBI's taxonomy places the organism in Eukaryota, Viridiplantae, Streptophyta, Magnoliopsida, Magnoliales, Magnoliaceae.
UAGAAGGGAUCCUGCCGCCAUCACUCUCUCUCUCUAUUAUCUUUUCCCUCCUUUCUUUACCAGCCUACAAUAAUCGCCUUUCUUCCCAUUCUGGACCAUCGCAUCACCUCCUUCAAUCGAUGCUGAUCAUCGAUCCUGCUUUCAAUCUCUUCCCAAUCACUACCUUUACCAGUCUCAUAAGAUCCUGACCGUCCAAAAGACCCCAUCCGAAUCAAACCUCCCUGCAAUUUCCUCCCCCCCCCUUUAUACCCUCACGCUUCUGCGGAAAUUCCCGGAACCGAGUAUGAUAGCCGCUUCAAGGUGUUUCAGUGCUCACAAGAUCGUCAAUUGCGGUGGACUGAUGAACGUGCGCCGCAUCUGUCAGAAUUCAAAGCUUCCACACCUAUUCGAUCGUUCCCCAAGCAUUGAUCGCUUUGCGGGGCCAAGCAGUGGUUGUAGUGUUGUCAGAAGAGAUCAUUUUCUUCGUGGCAGCAGCAUCGAAGUAUCCAGGAGUAGCAAUGCACUGUUUGGUAGAUAUGCAAGGCAUACAUGCAAUCCAAUUGGUGGAGCAAAAAGAUGGAGCUUUUUCGAGCAUUUGAAUGGGUUUCUUUCAGAUUCAUCUUCGUCAAGGUGGAGCAGAGCUUCCAAAGAAUCAACUUUGUUACAGAAGGGACAGGCAUUGUUUUCAACCUCCACUAGUGAUGUUAUGGGUACAAAGCAGGUUGGAUCAGGAAAGCUAACCCAAAACAAGUUGGUUAAAAAAGAACCUGCGGAAGAGCAAGUUGCAGAUAUGAAAAUCCUUCAGACUCUUGCAAAAUAUUUAUGGUUGAAAGAUAACCUAGAAUUCCGUUUGAGGGUGAUGAUGGCUUUAGGUCUUCUUGUAGGGGCAAAGGUUUUAAACGUUCAAGUGCCUUUCUUGUUCAAGCUUGCUAUUGACUGGUUAUCAACUGUAACUGGUUCUGCUAACACGCUGGCCUCAUUUACUGCUGCUAAUUCCACUCUGCUGGCACUUUUUGUGAGCCCAGCAGCUGUUCUAGUUGGAUAUGGAAUAGCACGUGCAGGAGCAUCAGCCUGCAAUGAGUUACGAAAUGCUGUGUUUUCUAAGGUAGCCUUGCGAGCUAUCCGGACUGUUUCUAGAAAGGUAUUUGCACACCUGCAUGACCUUGAUCUUAAAUUUCAUUUGAGCCGGCAAACAGGUGCAUUGAAUCGCAUAAUUGAUCGUGGUAGCCGGGCAAUUAAUUUUAUUCUUUCAUCAAUGGUAUUCAAUGUUGUACCAACGGUUUUAGAGAUAUCUAUGGUGUCAGGUAUCCUUGCAUACAACUAUGGUGCGUCGUUUGCGUGGAUCACAUCCUUAUCUGUUGCUGCGUAUGUUGCUUUCACAUUGACUGUGACGCAGUGGCGAACUAAGUUUAGGCAGGCCAUGAACAAAGCUGAUAAUGAUGCAAGUUCAAGAGCAAUUGACUCACUUAUAAAUUACGAGACUGUCAAGUAUUUCAACAAUGAGUCUUUUGAAGUUCAAAAAUAUGACAAGUUUUUAAAGAGAUACGAAGAUGCUGCUUUGAAAACACAAAGCAGUCUUGCGUACUUAAACUUUGGUCAAAAUGCGAUAUUUAGUACGGCUCUGUCAACAGCCAUGGUUUUGAGUUCCCAUUGUAUUAUGAGUGGCACGAUGACAGUUGGGGAUUUGGUAAUGAUUAAUGGGCUUCUCUUUCAACUGUCUGUACCCCUCAACUUCCUCGGAAGUGUAUAUCGUGAGACUAGGCAGAGUCUUAUUGACAUGAAAUCAAUGUUUCAGUUGCUCGAGGAGAAACCUGAAGUAAGAGAUGAUCCUGACGCCAAGCCUUUAGUGUUAAGUGGAGGAAGCAUUCAAUUUGACAAUGUACACUUCGGAUACCUAACAGAACGAAAGAUUCUUGAUGGAGUAUCUUUUGUUGUACCAGCAGGAACAAGCGUGGCUAUUGUUGGAACUAGUGGCAGUGGUAAAUCAACCAUACUCAGAUUGCUCUACAGGUUUUUUGACUCUCGAUCUGGAACUAUAAGAAUAGAUGGUCAAGAUAUACGGGGUGUGACACUUGAGAGUCUUCGGAAGUCUAUUGGUGUUGUACCACAGGAUACUGUACUUUUCAAUGACACAAUAUUUCAUAACAUACACUACGGUAAAUUAUCAGCUACCGAAGAGGAGGUGUUCAAUGCUGCUCGACAUGCAGCCAUACAUGAUACUAUCAUGAAUUUCCCUGAGAAAUAUUCAACCAUAGUUGGGGAACGAGGACUUAAGUUAAGUGGUGGAGAAAAGCAGCGUGUAGCACUUGCCCGCACUUUCUUGAAGGGGCCUUCUAUUCUGUUGUGUGAUGAAGCUACAAGUGCUCUUGAUAGUACAACAGAAGCUGAGAUACUGAGUGCAUUGAAGUCUCUAGCAAAAAAUCGGACUUCGAUCUUUGUUGCGCAUCGGCUUACAACUGCAAUGCAAUGUGAUGAGAUCAUUGUUUUGGAGAAUGGCAAGGUAGUAGAACAGGGCCCACAUGAAGUUCUCUUGUCGAGGGUAGGAAGAUAUGCCCAGCUAUGGGGACAGCAAAAUAACACUGAUGGAAUUGACAUAACCAUCAAAUCAGAAAUGUGAUACAUCUAGACAAAAAAACACCGAUGCGGUUGACAUAAACCAUCAAAUCAGAAAUGUGAGGCAUCUAGAAUUUCAAUGAGCUGUGUCCCAAUCGUUUAUACGUAGUAUUACAUACCUUGUAGAACAGUUCUUUUUUUUUUUCCAGUUAUUUGUAACAAGGUUUUAAUUUUGUACGAAAAAAUGUAUUAUUUUUUGGGCUCCCUGGGCUUAUUCUGACGAUAUUGUAUUGCAAUUUUAACAUUGGGAUCUGGUCCCAUCUUACCAAACAAUCGUAUGUACACCAUUAUAGAGGGAAUGGAUGAUGCCAUGGAAGGAGGUUUUAUUAGA